Molecule: messenger RNA, 2143 nt
Organism: Drosophila hydei
Lineage: Eukaryota; Metazoa; Arthropoda; Insecta; Diptera; Drosophilidae
Gene: Pgm1
Product: phosphoglucomutase
Exons: 4
Coding region: 270-1952 (560 amino acids)
Biological process (GO): carbohydrate metabolic process
Cellular component (GO): cytosol
Molecular function (GO): magnesium ion binding; phosphoglucomutase activity
Source: RefSeq, a predicted model, not a curated record
UACUUAUUUAUUCGAUACAAUGUAGUUUACCGAAAUGCAAUAUUAACAAUACCAAACAAAGUGUAUUAAUUUUAAGUUAAAACUCGUACUAAGUCAGCAUGAUAGCGCUUCUUUAUAUCACUACAGCCGCGUCAUACGUUUAUCAGUGCGACGACACAGAAUCAGUAGCUGAGUAAUUUUUUUUUCAACACAGAGACAAAAUUGUUGGUACUACCACUAGCUCGCCCGCAGUCAGAAGUUAACCAGCAACUGGAAAGCUCAACCAAAGCAUGUCUCUAAGCGUAGAAACCAAGCUAACAACAACGUACGAAGGCCAAAAGCCAGGCACCAGCGGACUGCGUAAAAAAGUGAAAGUGUUCACGCAGCCCAACUAUACGGAAAACUUUGUGCAAUGCAUUCUGGAUGCUAACGGCGCAGCUCUGGUGGGAUCCACUCUGGUUGUAGGAGGCGAUGGACGUUACUACUGCAAGGAGGCAGCUGAACUCAUUGUUCGAAUCUGUGCAGGCAACGGAGUGGCCAAGCUGCUGGUGGGUCAGAAUGGAAUACUUUCGACGCCAGCCGUCUCCAGCCUAAUACGUCACAACAAAGCGUUGGGUGGUAUUGUGUUGACUGCGUCGCAUAAUCCUGGCGGUCCGGAGAACGAUUUCGGCAUCAAGUUCAACUGUGAGAAUGGAGGUCCUGCACCCGAUGCCUUCACCAACAACAUUUACCAGCUCUCGACUGGUAUAAAAGCCUACAAACUGGUGCCUGCCCUGCAGAUUGACAUCUCAAAGGUGGGCGUCAGCAAUUAUGACAUUGGCGGCAAGCAUUUUGUUGUGGAGGUCAUUGAUUCUGUAGCUAAUUAUGUGCGUCACAUGGAGGAGAUCUUUGACUUUGGUAAAUUGCACGAUUUUGUCAGCGGAAAAUCGAAUGGAAAGCCAUUAAGGAUGCGUAUAGAUUCUAUGAAUGGUGUGACUGGCGCCUAUGUGCGUGAGAUCUUUCUGAAUCGGUUGGGUGCUACAGAAACAUCAGUGGUUCACACCAUUCCACUACCCGACUUUGGCGGACUGCAUCCUGAUCCGAAUUUGACGUACGCUAAGGAUUUAGUAGAGACUGUGGCCAAAGGAGAUUAUGAUAUUGGCGCCGCCUUCGAUGGCGACGGCGAUCGCAACAUGAUCAUUGGCAGCAAGGCUUUCUUUGUAACCCCAAGCGACUCAUUGGCGGUCAUAGCACACUACCUCGAGGCUAUCCCAUAUUUCAAGAAGAAUGGCGUGCAGGGCUUUGCGCGCAGCAUGCCCACUGCCUCAGCCGUAGAUCUAGUAGGCAAGAAGCUGGGGAAAGAGGUAUUUGAAGUACCCACCGGCUGGAAAUACUUUGGCAAUCUCAUGGAUGCUGGACGUCUCUGUCUAUGUGGUGAGGAGAGUUUCGGCACCGGCUCCGCUCACAUACGAGAGAAAGAUGGUAUUUGGGCGGUGCUGGCGUGGAUUUCGGUUAUGGAACACACGGGCAAGAGUAUCGAGGAUAUUCUAAAGCAGCAUUGGUCCACCUAUGGGCGCAACUACUUCACACGCUACGAUUACGAGGAAUGUGAUCUGGAUCCCUGCAAUGAGAUGAUGGCCACCAUGGAGAAAAACAUCAUAGCUGCUGAAUUUGUAGGCAAGAGCUUUACCAGCGGAGGCAAGACUUACAAAGUCAAGAAGGCGGACAAUUUCAGCUACACAGACCCUGUUGACAAAUCCUUGGCAACCAAGCAGGGAUUGCGUAUUGUAUUCGACGAUGGCAGCCGCAUUGUGAUGCGCCUUAGUGGUACAGGCAGCUCAGGAGCUACCGUACGCUUGUACAUCGACUCUUAUGAGAAAGAGAAUGUGCUGGGCCAGGCGGGUGUCAUGCUAAAGCCGCUAAUAGAUAUUGCAUUGGAAAUAUCGCAGCUUCCGAAGUUUACUGGCCGCAAUGCGCCCACUGUCAUUACAUAAGCGAAAGCUGCUCAAAAUAAACUAACAUUUAGAUGUUGUCCCCACUUCGUUCCGGAAUUUGUUUUACUAAAAUGUUUUAGCUUCAACCAAAGUUUAAGAAAUUAAAAUUAUUAUUGAUAAUUAAAUGUUAAAAAUUGCGCACAUUUGAACACACAAUACAAGUAAUUAAAUUCAUAUUCCAUUCGGACAAG